Neomonachus schauinslandi (Hawaiian monk seal) is the source of this 3365-nucleotide messenger RNA. RefSeq names its product kinesin light chain 3 (gene KLC3). Gene Ontology annotation, molecular function: kinesin binding. Gene Ontology annotation, cellular component: kinesin complex; cytoplasm; membrane-bounded organelle. Lineage: Eukaryota; Metazoa; Chordata; Mammalia; Carnivora; Phocidae. The transcript is spliced from 13 exons. Gene Ontology annotation, biological process: axo-dendritic transport. The record is from RefSeq and is a predicted model, not a curated record. The coding region runs from base 727 to 2295 and encodes 522 amino acids.
GUUUUUUGAAAGGAAAAUGCGGAUGUGUGGGACUGUAUUCAGUUUUAUUUUUUAGAGAAGACAGAGCAUGUCCAGAGUAUGUCGUGUUUCUGAGAGGAGAAUGUUUAUCACAUUCUAUUUUUAAGAAAGGAGUGUGUGUACGUUGAGUUGUAUUUCUGAGAGGGGAGCGUGUGUAUGAGCGGGUGUGUUUCUGAGAAAGUAUGUAUAUAUUGCACUGUAUUUGAAAGAAGAAAGCAUGUUUCGAUUUCUGAGAGGAGAAUGCGUGUGUCGCGUUGUGUAAGAAGGGAGGGUGUGCGUGUGUUGGGGUCUAUUUCUGGGAGCGGACUGUGUGUGUGUGUGUAUGGUGUGUGUAUAAGGGCACCACGAGCUGUCAUUGACUUUGUCACCCACAGACAACCACAUUGUUGGGACCCCCACCCAGUAGCAUCGAGGCCUCAGACUCUGAGUUGUCACACGGCUAGUGUGACAUCCCUGGGCUGUGGCUGCCACACGUGUGUCCCACCAUGCCUUGGGCUGGCUGAGCCUGUCUGCAGUGGAGGGUGGAGCCCGUUCCCUUGGGUCUGUCAGCUCCUCAGGUCCUGGGAGCUGACACGUGAGCCGCCCCCGUCCUGAUCCCCCCAAACCUAGAGGGCUCCUCUGCUUCCGGCGCCCCAGCCCCUUGGCCCUGUCCUCCCGCCCCACCCCACCCCCAGUGGUCUGACUGGUUCCCAACAAAACACCCUAAGAAUGAGCUCAUGGAGAGGCCGCCUCCACACGCCCCGCCCCAAGCGCCCGGCAGAGGCGGGGGCGUCCAGUCCAGGAGCAGCAAUGUCAGUGCAGGUGGCAGCCCCUGGAAGCGUGGGGCUGGGCCCAGAGUGCCUGAGCCCCGAGGAGCUGGUGCGGCAGACCCGACAAGUGGUGCAGGGGUUGGAGGCCCUGCGGGCCGAGCACCAUGGCCUGGCCAGGCACCUGGCUGAGGCCCUGGCGGGACAGGGCCUGGUGGCCGGCUUGGAGCUGCUGGAAGAAAAGCAGCAGGUGGUGAGCCAUGCGCUGGAGGCCAUCGAGCUGGGACUGGGUGAGGCCCAGGUGCUGCUCGCCCUGUCGGCGCACGUGGGCUCGCUGGAGGCCGAGAAGCAGCGGCUGCGAGCGCAGGCCCGGCGGCUGGCCCAGGAAAACUCAUGGCUGCGGGAGGAGCUGGAGGAGACGCAGCGGCGGCUCCGGGCCAGUGAGGCGGCCGUGGCCCAACUGGAGGAGGAGAAGAGCCACCUGGAGUUCCUGGGGCAGCUGCGGCAGUAUGACCCGCCCGCGGGGAGCCAGCGGCCUGAAUCCCCCCCUCGCCGAGACAGCCUGGCCUCCCUGUUCCCCAGUGAGGAGGAAGAAAGGAAAGACCCCGAGGCAGUGGGGGCUGCCGCGGCUCAGCAGGGGGGCUACGAGAUCCCCGCCCGCCUUCGGACCCUGCACAACCUCGUGAUCCAGUACGCGGGCCAGGGCCGCUACGAGGUUGCUGUACCGCUGUGCCGCCAGGCCCUGGAGGACCUGGAGCGGAGCUCAGGCCACUGCCACCCCGACGUGGCCACCAUGCUCAACAUCCUGGCGCUGGUAUACCGGGACCAGAACAAGUACAAGGAGGCCACAGACCUUCUCCACGAUGCCCUGCAGAUCCGGGAGCAGACGCUAGGCCCUGAGCACCCUGCAGUGGCCGCCACCCUCAACAACCUGGCGGUGCUCUAUGGGAAGCGGGGGCGGUACCGGGAGGCAGAGCCCCUGUGCCAGCGAGCCCUGGAGAUCCGGGAGAAGGUCCUGGGCAGCGACCACCCGGACGUGGCCAAGCAGCUCAACAACCUGGCCUUGCUCUGCCAGAACCAGGGAAAGUUCGAGGAGGUGGAGCAGCACUAUGCCCGAGCCCUGAGCAUUUAUGAGGCCCUGGGAGGGCCCAACGACCCAAACGUGGCCAAGACCAAGAAUAACCUGGCCUCAGCCUACCUGAAACAGAACAAGUACCAGCAAGCAGAAGAGCUGUACCGAGAGAUCCUGAGCCGCGAGGACCUGCCUGCCCCUCUGGGAGCCCCCAACACAGGCACAGCUGGUGACGCAGAACAGACCCUUCGUCGGAGCAGCUCCUUAUCCAAGAUCCGGGAGUCGCUAAGGCGUGGAAGUGAGAAGCUGGUCUCCCGUCUCCGAGGCGAGGGGGUGGCAGGGGCAGCCGGGAUGAAGAGAGCCCUGUCGCUCAACAUGCUAAACGUGGAUGUUCCAAAGGCUGCUGGGCCCCAGGCUGUAGAUCUGGAAGCCAGGAAUGUCUGCCUGAGGUUCCUGUGAGGACCUGAGGCCACCUCCCAGCCGCUGGGCCCCAGGGCCAGGUGAGCCCCCGGAGUCACCGCAUGCACUGCUACGGCCCUGUCCGCACCUUGAGCUACAGCUGCUGGGCAAUCUGCUCUAUCCUCCGCAGCGUCUCCUCGGAUUCCAGCUGCUCCCGGCUGAGCAGGGACAGGCCCAGCUGGUCCUCCUGGAGGGGGGGAGAGGAGUCAGCUCUGGGGUGGGCCGGACGACUGUAGCGCGUCCCCACAGGCCCUCCCUGGGGCAGAAUGUUUGAAUCUAGAAACACCCAUCGAAUGGGGAACAUCCCCCUGGAAACAGAAGCCAGGCCUGAGGAGGGAGAGGGAAGCCAGCUGCUUUCCCAGAUGGAGAAGGACUCUGGCCGCGCCCCUGGGCCCCCUGGCCUGUGGGCACGCGCACACACACCCCUGUGUUGAGGGCAGGCCAGGCCCCCUCCAGCUCACCCGGUGGAAUGGCUGAGCCAUCUGCCUCAGGAAGUACUUGGCAACCUGGACUCCCUCAUCCACAGUCAGGUUGAGGUUGGCGUCGGUGAGGUGCUCCUGGAUCCAGCGGGGCAGUUUCCCGCGCUUGUCUGCCCGGGCAAACCGCUUUCAGCAGAAGGGCGAGGGAGAGAGGGAAGACAUCAGGCCCCCAGUGCGGGGGGGCGGGGGGGGGACCGGAGCCCAGGCCUCCUUCCCCAUCUAGAAAAGGGGGACAGCCUGGUAGGCAGAGGCCCCUGCACCCGCACCUUAUCGGCAAAGACCAUGAGGCCGUAGUCUGUCUUGCCCCGGAUGGCCCGGCCCACACACUGGGCCGCAUGGCGCAUGGCGUCGAAGGUGAGAAAGUCAUUCUCUCGGAUCUGGAACUGGUCCCGCAGGUACUCCAGCCGUGCCUGCCCGAGAGAAGAGAGCAGAGCGGUCCCUCCCGCCCCUCCCGCAUGCCAGCCCAGGCCCGAUCCCUCCGAGCGGCCCCCGGGGCUGCUCACCUUGAGGAUGCGGCUCUGCGUGUAGACGUAGGGGACGCCGAACAUGAUGACCGCGCGCCCGUAAUGGUGCACUGGGGGGGCGAGCACA